CAUGCCCCAUCCUGUUAGUAUCCCCAUUGUUUGACCUGGUUCCGUGGAGGAAGUCCAUGUGGCAACGUGAGCUGACCUCACACUGGUAACUCCAGGUCAGAACCCAAACAUUCUGUAGGGAGCAGAGUUUCUUAGUUCCUCAUAAAUACAGGGCAGAUACUAUGCUAUAGCUAAAUCUAUCCUUUCAUCCGUAUGCUGAAAGACUAACAGUUUUGGAGUGAUGGACAAGGUUCAAAGUUCUUUCACCUUUCUAGUUUUGUUUUUAAUAGAAUGCCCACUUCUUCUAUGCUUGCCUUAUGGAGGCUACAAACAGUCACAAACAUCCACAAAUGUCACUAAGCAGGAAGUUGUUUUCUCAAGACUCAGAGGCCGAGGAUGGCCCCAGCCAGUGCACCACCGUCCAUCUCCACCGACUGGCACAAGCACAGGCACAGGCAGGGGGGAGAGUCGUCCACCUGACCUCAGCAAGAGCAGCCGGAAUCUCAGAGCACAUCCGACACCGGCGAGCGCUGAGACCUGGAAUGCAGCACUGAUUUCGCACAGACCUGCUCUUGUUCAAGUAAUUAUAAUUGCAUGUGUAGCCUUUACCAUUGCCCUGGUAUGUGGAAUCGCGAUUUCUUAUGUGAUAUAUCGGCUGGUGCACGCGGAGGAAAGACAGCAACUGGUGUGGCUUUAUAACAAUGUCAGCGUACCAUUCCUGGGAGGAGACGACGACGUCGACAAUGUGGGUGAGGACUCUGAGAGAGAGAGCCUGGAUGAGUCCGCCUACCUGCUUCCAGAGAAUGAGGAGGAGCUGGAGAAGUUCAUUCACUCAGUUAUUAGAUCCAAAAGAAGAAAGCAUGCGGAAAACAAGAGAUUGAGGAAAGAGCAAAAUUUAUUAAAGGGAACAAAAAUGGGGAAUUCUAUGCCCGGUAUAUUCUCAGAGGAUCUAUGAGAGCAAACGAAAAUGAUGCAGGACAUGCUAGCCAGCAUGGAGCCCACAGCUGCAGGGACGACCCGCGACUGGGGACCUGAGCAGGACUUACUCCUCGAGAGCUCUGUCCAGAGCACUCUAAAGAAGAAAACUAGAAGUAUAUAACCGAAAAUAAAUCCAUAUAUGCAGUGAGUCUUACUUCUUAGCUCUCAUAGUCCAUU
Molecule: messenger RNA, 1134 nt
Organism: Mustela lutreola (European mink)
Lineage: Eukaryota; Metazoa; Chordata; Mammalia; Carnivora; Mustelidae
Gene: C16H19orf18
Product: chromosome 16 C19orf18 homolog
Exons: 7
Coding region: 221-934 (237 amino acids)
Source: RefSeq, a predicted model, not a curated record